Molecule: messenger RNA, 339 nt
Organism: Orussus abietinus
Lineage: Eukaryota; Metazoa; Arthropoda; Insecta; Hymenoptera; Orussidae
Product: Down syndrome cell adhesion molecule-like protein 1 homolog
Exons: 1
Coding region: 1-339 (112 amino acids)
Cellular component (GO): neuron projection
Source: RefSeq, a predicted model, not a curated record
AUGAACGCGGGGGAGUUCGCGAAUCUCCAGUGCACCGUGCCCACGGGGGACUUGCCCUUGAAAAUCCGAUGGAGUUACCCUGGAGUGGAGAUGGGCGGUGCCUCCGGCGUGCUCGCGAAGAAGGUCGCGGAUCGCGUGAGCAUGCUCAUGAUCACGACCAUAACGGAGAAACACGCGGGGGAGUACGUCUGCACGGCCGAGAACGCGGCGGGGACGGCUUCUCAUUCGACCUUCCUCACCGUAAACGGUUCGGCGUCCAUUCUUGUCCGAUGUGUCUUGCAUAGAGCCGGUCCUGGUCGACGUCCGGUCGCCGACGUCGAACGUCGAGUUGCUCAUUGA